UCUUCAACAAAGCGAUUCCAACAAUCACAAACUUGGAUAAGCUUCUCUUUGGCCUUCGCCGGAGUAAGCCGCCCGGCGCCAUCACAAACGGCCACACCUCAUUGGAUGCUGAUCGUCAUCGCCCCAUAAUUACAUCAGCGAUCGUACCUUGCGACAGGCUCACGAGGGCAGGAACAACCAUCACCUGCAUUUUUUCUUCCUGCACCUGCCCAGAAAAGACCGAUCGGCCGAUAUUCGGGCUAUCAAUCAACUGCAAGCAAUCCAACAUUGAUGUCUCACCUCAAUUGAAGAUUGGUCGAUCAUCUUGGAUACUCAUCAUUCGCGUCAAGGCUUGACGGACUUUUAAGCAAAUGCCAAGCUAGAGCCUUGUUCUCAUCGUGGCGCGUGUCAGCCCCGCCAAAUAAUUCUCUCCAGAUCCGCUACGCACAUCCUACGUCACCACUCGCUCGACUCGAUCCUCCAAAGCUUGACAGGGUGAUCAUCAUCCUAAGCUUUCCCAAGGUCUGAAGAGGCCUUUGGACUGCAACGAAUUAUUCAUCAUGGCGCCCUCACGAAACAACUCCUCGAACGCCGCCGCCAGGGCCAUGGCUGUCAAUCGAACAGCCUCGUCUGGUUCAUUCCAUGCUGGCGCGCCGAUCCCUACUCUCAGCUCCUUGCGACGACAGUCUCAUCGAUACCAGACUUUUCCUACCACUCCUCCCAAGACUCCUCUCGAGCAACCAUACGCUCCUUCGAAUGGAAGCGAUUCCGAAGAUGAAGACGAUCACGAAGAGACGCCUUUGCCCGUGCGACAGCUGCUGUUGCUUGCGUUUCUCUCCCUUGCGGAGCAGACCGCGCUGAACUCGAUAUCGCCGUAUUUGCCUGAGAUGGUACUCAAUAUGCCCGGUAUUCCUGACGACGAGGCCGGUCUAUAUGUCGGAAUUCUUGCGAGUUCUUUUGCAUUGGCGCAGCUGUCGACCAACUUCCUCUGGGGAUAUGCCUCGGAUGUCAUUGGACGUAAGCCAGUUCUAAUCAUGGGCACGACCGCUUUGAUGGGUUGUUUCUGCGUCUUUGGCUUCUGCAAGGAAUACUGGCAGAUCGUAGUCGUCCAUGUCGCAAUGGGUCUCCUCAAUGGAAAUGCCGCGUGUGUUCCGACUGUGCUGGGAGAAGUCACGGAUCGCUCCAACCAGAGCCGUGCUUUCACAUAUCUGCCUGUCAUUUACUCCCUCGGCAGUAUCACCGGACCUGCACUGGGCGGCAUUCUUGUCGGUAGGAUGGGCAAAGAAUACCCUUAUCUUGCCCCUAACAUUCUGUCCGCUGGUCUCCUGGCCCUCAGCGUGGUGGUGGUCAGCAUCUGGUUCGAAGAGACACUGGACAAGACUGAAGUCAACUUUGAGAAGCCCGCCUGGGUCGAGAAGAUUAUUUCCUGGUUCUCUUCACCCACGCCCCCGCCUCGACGAGCAUCUUGGAGCGCGCGCUGGCCUCGAUCCCAAUCCCAGAACCAACCCCUUCUCUCCUCCAGACGAGCGCUCGAAUCCGAUGACGAUGAUGAAGAGACCGAGAACGACGACGACGAUAGCGAUAACAAGGCCGAUCCGGCAAUGUCUGCAUGGAAAGACCUCAGCCGAACCACGGUCCUCAUUCUGUUCACAUAUCUCGUCUUCCAGCUCUCCAACAUCUCCUUCAACAGUCUUUACCCUAUCUUUGCGGCUACGCCAGCACCUGCCGGCCGCGACUUGUUGCCCAGUAAGAUUGGCAUCAGUCUGAGCAUCGCAGGUUUGGCAAGCUGCAUCUUCCAGGCCUUCCUCUUCCAGGCGCUCAAGGUCAGAUUGGGUAAUCUCGGUACCUACCAAAUCUCGCUUCUGGGACUGGGUAUCAGCAUGCUACUCAUGCCGUGGGUUGGCUACGCCGACAGUAAACCUUUGUUUGGCCUGGGAAGCGGCAAAAUGUGGCUGUACAUCGAGCUUGGUGUCGUGCUGAUCUUGAAGAACCUGUGCGCCGUGGGGGGUUUGUCGAGCGUCAUGCUUCUGAUCACCAACUCUGCUCCGUCACACUCCAGCCUUGGUAGUCUCAAUGGCAUGGCGCAAACCCUCUCCGCUCUUGGGCGCAGCUUCGGGCCUUUCGUGUCAGGCGGUCUCUUCAGUCUGUCCAUCAACAUCCGACCUAAGGGUGAAGCACUGGCCUGGAGCAUCUUCGGCGGUCUGGCCAUUUUGGGCUGGGUGUCUUCUCUCUUCAUCCGCCGCGACGGCCUUGAGAGCGACGAUUGGCAAGGCUCGGAUGAGAACCUCGCUGAGCAGGAGGCCGACGUCGCAUGAGCUCACUGCGACAAAACAACACCAGAAAAUACAAUAGAUCGGGUUGGCAUUUAGCAUUGGGUUGGUGGGGUGCAUAUGGGACAUGGUCGCUUUGACGCAUUGUCCGGGCGUAUUGGAGAACAGAUAAGGGCUGGGGCUGCUUUUGAGAGUUGAGCGACGAAGUCACGAUGAAGACGUACCACCUAGGGAUUUACUAUUGUACGAUUGAUAUAUAGAGUUGGAUAUCGCUGCUUUUAUUUAAGCUGGCUGAAUGAGUCCGCGAUAGGUUGUAUAUCCUGACACUUGCUGUCCUCGCCUCUCUUGUCAUGAUUGAGGUGUGGUCGGCAUGUCAAAGCUCUGCCUCGUUCAGCCCAGGGCAAUCUAUUUGACGAUGUACUAAAUUUUCAUCUCAUCCGAAACAAUUAGCUCAACUUACUCAUCUAACAAACAUGAUAUCUUUAUCUCAUCUAUUUGACUUCCUCCUUCUUCUCUUUCACCCGCCUCUCCUCCCUCUCACUGAACCGAUCCCCAAAUAGAUCAAAAUGCGGCCUCAUGACAAUAGUAUACUUCACAAGCUCCUCCAUGCAAUCGACAAGGCGAUCUCGAUUUCCACUUGGCAGCAUGCGACUUCCCUCGGUCUCGUCCGUAAACUGUGUAUAAGCCUUUGGUACAGAACUCUGAUUCGGUAUCGUAAACAUUCUCAUCCAGCGCCCGAGAAUACGUAAUGAGUUAACGGCGUUGAAUGAUUGUGACCCACCGCUUACUUGGGCGAUGGCGAGAGUUCGACCUUGUGUUGGGCGGAUGGAGCCUGUUGAGAGGGGGAUCCAGUCUAUUUGUUGUUUGAAGAUGCCGGUCUGCUCUUGUGUUAGGU
Fusarium verticillioides 7600 is the source of this 3144-nucleotide messenger RNA. RefSeq lists its product as hypothetical. Gene Ontology annotation, biological process: transmembrane transport. The coding region runs from base 540 to 2294 and encodes 584 amino acids. The record is from RefSeq and is a predicted model, not a curated record. NCBI's taxonomy places the organism in Eukaryota, Fungi, Ascomycota, Sordariomycetes, Hypocreales, Nectriaceae. The transcript has 2 exons. Gene Ontology annotation, molecular function: transmembrane transporter activity.